Molecule: messenger RNA, 2148 nt
Organism: Aspergillus niger
Lineage: Eukaryota; Fungi; Ascomycota; Eurotiomycetes; Eurotiales; Aspergillaceae
Exons: 7
Coding region: 1-2148 (715 amino acids)
Biological process (GO): positive regulation of transcription from RNA polymerase II promoter by galactose; DNA-templated transcription
Cellular component (GO): nucleus
Molecular function (GO): RNA polymerase II cis-regulatory region sequence-specific DNA binding; zinc ion binding; DNA-binding transcription factor activity, RNA polymerase II-specific
Source: RefSeq, a predicted model, not a curated record
AUGGAUUUUGCUCCCGAGCUGCCGACUCCGCAGGGCCAGUCAGUCAAACGCCGUCGUGUGGCUCUAGCCUGCGAUGCAUGCAGAACUAGAAAAUCAAGGUGCGAUGGCCGCCGCCCCAAAUGUGGAAUGUGCGAAGACCUAGGCUUCGAGUGUGCCUAUACGCCGUCGACAACUACCACAAAUAUAAUCGUGCAAAAAGAUUAUCUGAGAGACCUUGAAGAGCGCGUUAAAUCGCUAGAAACCAGCAUGGCCACCGUCAAGUCUGAUCUCUCUGGCUUUGCGUCGCAAAUUAAUGGAAGCAUGCCUGAUGCCCCUAGGAAGGAGAAUCCCUUGAGUAACCAGAGUGAACGAUUUUCCGACUUUGCUGGCACCGAAGACACAAUCGAUGCCAUGGGCGCUGUUGCAUUUGCCGACGAGGAAGAUUGUGGGUUCUUUGGUCCCUCAUCGAACAUUGCCUUCCUCCGCCAUCUCUCAUGUGCAGUGGCACAUAGCGCAAGCGCGCAGAAGGAAAUCACCUCUCCUCCGUUGGAUCGCGUCGCUUACGACGGGGGCUUUGUCAGUGCUACACGACCUUCAUCUCCUUCUCAUGAUCAGCGGCCCGAGAGUCUCGAGGGCGAGAAGUUUGAUAAAUUCGCGCUGCCGCCUCCCGAGGAGUCAUUGGCGCUCAUCCAUCGUUAUUUUGCCGAUACUGGGCUUCUCUUCCCUUAUAUCCAUCCACCUACAUUCUUCGAGACCUACGCUGAACUCAAGGACAAUUCAAAGCGGGUCCGACGCACAUGGCUUGGCUUGCUGAACAUAAUACUUGCCAUGGCGAAGCUAACAGCUGUUUCGGGGACGACAUCUGCAGAGACGGGAAUUAGCGAGUCAGCUAUUUAUUAUCACCGGGCGCUGAGCCUCUGCAAGGGAGAGAUUUUACGCGGCACGACACUAGAAGUUGGUAGGUACAGCAUCUAUGCUCCGGUUAGGGCUCGAGUGCCCGUGUAUUUGCGUGCCACUAAGAUCAACACAGUGCAGUAUCUCCUGGUCAUGGGCCAGUAUCUUCAAGGGACGCAGAAGUCUGUUCAGGCGUGGACAAUCCAUGGGUUAGCCGUGAAGGCUGCACUUCAACUCGGGCUUCAUUCAAAGGGCGCCUCGAGGGCUUUCACCCCGCUGGAACAAGAGGUCAGAAAGCGAACGUGGUUUGGAUGUGUCGUGUUAGAUCGUGUUCGUGCUAAUCUUUUCCUCCUCAACCGGAAAACAAUUCAGCAGGCUAACAUCAGGGUCAGUACACUGUACAAACAAAUCGCUAACAUUAUUGAUCGAAUAUAUGGGCAAAAUCUUGGAUGCGAUUCUCCCUUAUCUAUAGGUGAAACUGUCGGCCGUGUCCUCGGCAUAGAAAACCAACUCUUCUCCUGGGUAUUAGGACUCCCGGAGAGUCUCCGCCAAGUGACGGUCCAAAGCAUGCGAGAGGAGAUUGAGCGCUCAGAAGUAGGAGACGAGGGCCAUCACAAGCUCUAUCCGCUGAAGUUUCGUAUCAUUUUAACACUGCGAUAUUUCCACGUUCAAAUACUCCUACAUAGGCCCAUCCUUGUCAAGUUCCUAGACGCAACAGGGCCUUCCGGACUCGAAGCAGACGAGGUCAAGCUCCUGAAUGACAUCGGCUACAGUAGCAUGAACAAAUGUGUCGACUCGGCAAUGGGGAUCAUCGACAUCAUCCAUGAACUUGUUUCGACUACUGGAUGGCAGAAAGACCUUCUUGGCGCUUGGUGGUACUCGUUAUACUAUACAUUCAAUGCCGCCCUGGUUAUCAUUGGGGCCAUGUGGGUCCAACGUAACAGGGACACGUCUGAGGAUCCAGUCGACAAUGGAGGGAACAACAACAACAUGGAUAUCUACCUAAGCCGCGCUGUUUUAACAUUGCAGAACCUUAACGUUGGAAACCGCAUGGUAGACCGCUGCAAAUACUACCUGGACCAGCUAAUCACUUUGCUGGGUCUACAAGCGGAUAGAAUCGCGGAGACCGGGAUCAUCUCGGGCAUGAACAAUCCGGUGGCAGGAAAUUCAACCACCGGCUUCGAUUUUCCUUCGCUUGGUAUCGAAUGCGGGGAGUUUAUGAUAGAUGACUUCUUUCCAGGCUUUGCCCGGGGGUCGGGGUUUGAACGGUGGUAG